Molecule: messenger RNA, 546 nt
Organism: Sabethes cyaneus
Lineage: Eukaryota; Metazoa; Arthropoda; Insecta; Diptera; Culicidae
Gene: Atox1
Product: copper transport protein ATOX1
Exons: 3
Coding region: 165-383 (72 amino acids)
Biological process (GO): copper ion transport
Cellular component (GO): cytosol
Molecular function (GO): metal ion binding; copper chaperone activity
Source: RefSeq, a predicted model, not a curated record
ACAGCAGUCUGCUUCUUUUUUCUUCAAUGUACAGCACGGAUGCUAAAAUAAUAUUUAAUUUUUGAGUCGCCAAAUAACAAAAUCUCUGCUAUUUCGAGGAUUCUGAACGCGAUUUUAGUUUCGUAAAUUAGAUAAAUACCAGUAUACUAUUAUUUGAGUGUACAAUGGCAACGCCAACGCAUGAGUUCAAAGUGGAAAUGACUUGCACCGGCUGCUCUGGGGCAGUGGAAAGGGUCCUUGGCAAGUUGAAAGAAAAAGUCGAGAAAGUUGAUAUUGAUCUGGACAACAAAAAAGUUUUCGUUACCUCAAAACUAACGUCGGAAGAAUUGCUUGAAACUAUCAAGAAAACAGGCAAAGAGGUGUCCUAUGUUGGAGUAAAAUAGGAACUUUAAUUCUAUUUGAACUCAGGGAUGUUCGCGAUUCAUUAUUUUAUUUACACGUUAGCUUGAUUUCUAGCAUAAGGUAAAUAAGCAUAACUAUUUGUAAUAGUACACGUUUUUAAUUCAUUAAUUAAAUAAAGCCGUAAACUAAUCAGUGUCUCAAAUA